UGCAAGCUCUACAAAAAUACACGGCAGAAUGGGAGCUUGACCCUGCCCAGUUCUGGGCAUUUUCUCAGCCCGAGAUCAUCGUUCGGGACCCUCUAGCCAGCAUGGCAAUGUAUUAUCAACGAUUGGACCAGGCGCGUCCUUAGGCUCGUAUGGUCCAACGUUGUUUAUGCAUCGCUUUUGUCAAAUGGCAGAACCGACAUCAAGUCUUUUGUGUGAAAGGAACAGCAGAGGCGCUAUAUAAGCGACUGGACAUGCCUCUGGAGACAGCCUCAGAGAUGCUUGAAAGUAUGAUCAAUGCUGGUUCACGUUUUCUCAACCUCGAGAGGCACGUGGGCGAGGGCGUAUCGAUCGUUCUAGGUCAAGGAUCCGAAACAAGAUGGACCAAACUCUUGCCAAAGAACGGAAAUCGUUUCGACGAGUUGGUUCGGCGAUUGCGCGACAUCAGGUUAUACGAUAAUUAUUCUCGCGCAUGUCAAGUCCGAGUGCGCGUCGUUGAUUGGCUUUUGGAGAAGCUCGACGAAGGCUCCACCUCUUUGGUGACGCCGCCUUCCUCGACAAGUGCGAGCUACAAUAGCAGCUUCAGGUUCGAUGACUGGGACGGGAGCAUGCUUCAAAAUGAGUUUGAUAGCGGAAUGGCGAUGUCUUCUUCCCUUGAAUUCUAAAGUGGGAGAGCGCCGGGUUUCGCCGACCAUGUGAACUCGCUUGCCCUUCAAUCGCGCUUCCACAUGGAAUGCCCAGACUGUUAUGAAGUUUCAUGGAAUUUCAACAUUCAAUUCCGUAUUCUAAGAUAUGUUGAAUGAAUAGGAGCCAACUAUGCAUGCUUUCUUCACCUCGACCCAGGAAAUACUAUGCGAGCCGGGCGUUUGCGUAUGGAUGAGCAUGGUCACUCUCGAUGGUAAGA
This is a messenger RNA of Dissoconium aciculare CBS 342.82, 901 nucleotides long. RefSeq lists its product as uncharacterized. The coding region runs from base 150 to 662 and encodes 170 amino acids. The transcript has 2 exons. The record is from RefSeq and is a predicted model, not a curated record. NCBI's taxonomy places the organism in Eukaryota, Fungi, Ascomycota, Dothideomycetes, Mycosphaerellales, Dissoconiaceae.